AUGGCAAUCUCUUGGGAUUCCAUCCGCGCAUUCGCCCUCUUCUUUGGGCCCAUGCUGCUCCCAAAGGCCAUCUCCUACUACCGCAGCGUACGAUCAGCGCGUGGCCGCCAUGGCCUCUCCGUGCAGCCCGUUCCGCCGACGAUCCGAGUCGCCAUCUUCAUGCUAUCCUUCUUUGCGUUUCUGCUCGUCGUGAAGACGCUUCCGUUUGCGUCGCCGGAGAAUGUCUUUGUCAAGACGCAGAGCAGGCUGCAGAUUCCCGUCGACGUGCUCUUCACUCGCAUCGCGGCGCUACGACCAGACAACGUCUUCACGCCGUGGGACCAUGCGCUGAGAUCCAAAUUCGUCAACAUGGAGAGCAGGUUGCUGUAUCUCCAGUACGGGCCGGAAGUGUUGGCAGAGUGCAUCUUCUGCACGGCCGACGAACCCAAGAGCUACUUUUACUAUGCGCUGCCCUCCCUGUUAUGGCCACACAUCGGCAACCUCAUCGUCCUCGCCAUCGUCACAAGCCCUUCCGUAACGCGGAAAUACGGCUCGCAGUGGCGCACCCUGGCGACAAUCUCCUCCGGCGUUCUCGCCGCGCUGGAAAUCUACUUUGUCCAUUCCUACAACCACCAGGCUAACGCGCGGGCGCUGCGGCUCAACGACAUUGACUUCUUCUACUGGACGAUGCGCAGCUACCGAUAUGUCGCUUUGGCUGCGCUCGAUGCGGCGAUUGCCUUUGUGCUGUACCUGUCUGCGACGAACCGCGCCUUCGUGCAGCCUCCCUCGCCGGCGGAGCGCAUCGAGCAGGUCAACCGCGCGCUGACUGCGGUCAGGAGCAAGGUGAAUGCGGUGGGCAUCGUCAAGAACACAAUCAUGCGCGACGAAGACUUGCGGUCGCGGUCGCAGGCGUAUUGGCAGCAUGAGGUGCGCAUCAUGGGUGAGGUGAUGGAGGAGCGGGAGGUGAUUGAUGGCGUCAACGAUGCGUUGAGCAACCGGAUUGAUAUUCAGAACAUCACGAGGGAUGCGGAGACGUAUACACAGAACGUCCUACGGCCGGUGCUAGAAGAGCAGUAG
Molecule: messenger RNA, 1056 nt
Organism: Trichoderma citrinoviride
Lineage: Eukaryota; Fungi; Ascomycota; Sordariomycetes; Hypocreales; Hypocreaceae
Exons: 2
Coding region: 1-1056 (351 amino acids)
Source: RefSeq, a predicted model, not a curated record